AUGCAAGAGGAGAACAGCGUGCCAGCGGCGUUGGCUCCCAGGGACACGGACCGCCUCGACCCUCUUCAGCUGCUCUCCUCCUCUCAGAGGCACUUCGGGCUGAGCAGCGCUGCGGAGAGCGGACAAGGGUGUCACUCGCGCUCACGCGGCAAGCUGGAGGUGGAUUCGACUCGAGCAUCGAGCGGUGAUGAGAGGAGCACUGGAUCAUUGUCGAAAAGGGAUGACUUGUCGAAUGGGGCCGCAAAGAACCCCCCGCUCAGGUUUAGCGGGCAUCCUCGCCAAUUAACUGCACAAGGUCUUCAUUCACACACUCAACACCGUCGUUUGGUGGCACUAGCCGUCUCACUUGUCUUCAUAGUCAUGGUUCACUGGUCCAUCAGCGAAUUCACGACCAAUGUCGGCUCACAACAGGAAGCGUCGAUGCGGUUGUCGAAGGAGGAGGCCCGUCUAUCUCAGUUUCCGUCGCCGUUUUCGGUCGUGGUGCAGCACGAGAGUGCGAUGAUGCGGUUGACGACCAAACAGCGUGGUCUCGCUGCCGCUAGCGCUGACUCUCUGGUGCGGCUGGACCGUGAUCAGCUGCCGUCGUGGACGCUGCGCGUGAUCGACGAGAACUGCACAAUGUGCUUCGACAGUGUCACGUACGCUUCCGCGGCCGCUGCGGAUCCGGAGACAUCGACUGACGAGACGGGAAAUCAGAGGCGGGAAAGGCUUUCCGUGUUCGCGACUGCAUCUGCACCGCUGGGCCUCAUGGGGCCGAUGCUGUUUGCGAUGGCGAGCGUGACGGACGACGUGGAUGUUGCAGCGGAACUGCCGCUGUGGCAAUGGGUGACCCGGUCGUACGCACAGCAGCGCCGCUUCGUCCACGCGUCGCAGUGGAAGAGCACAGGUGAGCGACCGCGACACUUGAUCGUGAUGGGCAUACCUUCAACGGACCAGCCGAUGCGCUACCCGCUUCGGGACGCGCAGCGUGCAACGUGGUUGACGUACCGAGAGGUUGCGCGCACCGAGAACAACUUUACGGGCGCACUGCUGCAGCUCUACGUGUUUGCUGCUGCGGAGCGUCCUUCUGAGGACGCAACGCAUUCGACCGUGGACAUGGCGCAGCUGGCCCCAACAGUGAGCGAGUACGCUGCUGUGACUGCACAGCGCCUGGGUGUGGAGAGUGGGGACGUCAACAAUACCCCCACGUACGUGCAGCGUCGCGUGGUGCUGCGUGAUGGGUGGCGCGGCAUCCCAAGAAGCGAUGACGCGGCGUGGAAGUCACCCUGCGCUGGUGUACGGUCCUCCGUGGUGACUACAUCACGUCGUGUGGACGGGACUUCGUCACUCGCGACUCUUUCAGCCCAGUUGUCGCUGCCCGUGACACCUGCCUUCACAGCAGCGGCGCAGUAUGUGUGCCACGUGUCUGCUGCACUGUGGCAGGAGGCGCUGCACCAUCGCAACUCGCUAUGGCUGGACUUUUUGACGGACCGCAAGCCGACCACGAAAAAGAAAAUGGGCGAUGCGAUCUCUUGGGGUGUCCCAACAGAGGUAGGCAUGUCUCAAAAGGUCGUCAUAUGGCUGAACUACGCGUACACUGCGUUCCCAGACGUGCCGUACAUCAUGAAGGGCGAUGACGACAUGUACCUGAAGGUGCCACAGUACUUGAGCGACCUGCGGCAUGUGCGCGGUGGGUGGCGGAAACCACGCAACUUGACGGCGACCAUUCCAUACAAUGGGGUUAUCCCACCGACGCUGGGCAUCGACGACACGGAGGAAUGCCUGUAUCGGGUGUGGUGGCUGUAUAGCAGUCGAGUCAUCUUUGGCAACGGGGUGGGCUACACUCUGGACCGUCGCCUCAUCCAGGCUGUACUAAACCCGUUUGAUGACUUCAAUGCUCAUCUGAUGAAGUUAGUGACAAACCCCUACAAAUCCAGCCUGAAUAAGGAAUAUCUCAGCUUGAUCAUGGAACAUGAGGAUAAGCUUGUCGGGAACCAGAUAAAAAAUCACCUCGAGGCCGUGAAGAAGUUCUGCCCAAAGAAGCGCGUGUGCUACAUGGCUGACAAGCGGUUCCGGGCGCACCAGAUUCUGCGACCAACGCCUACCAAGCUGACGUGGAUCUCGGUGAUGGCGCACUUUGGCAUGCCAGCGAUUCCCUACUAUGUCCACUACUUCCACAAAAAUGAGUUCAAGGUGGCAGAGGAGGCGAAGCGGUUGAUUGCGCAGGGUAUCAGCGUCAACGUGAUUGAGGCGAAUGCCACGCAGCGCAUGCAUGAGUGGGUGGCGUCUCACGUGCCGAGCACACUGGUUGGGCUGGGAGCGUCACUCGAUCUCAACUGGGUACGCGGCGACCCCCGCACCGCGUACACUGUAGCCGAGGAGGACGAAGUCGCGGUGUACGAUGUUGGGUACAAGCAGGGAAAGGCUCGCAUCGCCGAGUGUAUCGUGGAGUCUGGUAAGGGGUAG
Messenger RNA from Leishmania mexicana MHOM/GT/2001/U1103, 2445 nucleotides. RefSeq names its product phosphoglycan beta 1,3 galactosyltransferase 5. The transcript has a single exon. Gene Ontology annotation, molecular function: hexosyltransferase activity. Lineage: Eukaryota; Euglenozoa; Kinetoplastea; Trypanosomatida; Trypanosomatidae. Gene Ontology annotation, cellular component: membrane. Bases 1 to 2445 code for a protein of 814 amino acids. The record is from RefSeq and is a predicted model, not a curated record.